AUGGUUGUUCAAAUAGAGAAUGAAGAUCAACAUAACUGUUUAGAAGGUUAUUCUAAUUCACUAUUAAAACAUCAGCAAACUCUAGUCUCUGACACUUACAAAUCACCCAAAGGUUCAACAACCAAAUAUGACAGUUCAUCUCAUUCAACAAUUAACCCGGGAGUGUUUGCAGCUCGGAAGUUUGAUUUAGAGGAAGAUAAGAUGCUUCAGACUUCCAUCGACUAUGCAAACAACAAGGAAACAAUUGUACAUGACACCUAG
Messenger RNA from Sclerotinia sclerotiorum 1980 UF-70, 261 nucleotides. RefSeq lists its product with no specific name. NCBI's taxonomy places the organism in Eukaryota, Fungi, Ascomycota, Leotiomycetes, Helotiales, Sclerotiniaceae. The record is from RefSeq and is a predicted model, not a curated record. The transcript is spliced from 2 exons. Bases 1 to 261 code for a protein of 86 amino acids.